Salvelinus namaycush (lake trout) is the source of this 1656-nucleotide messenger RNA. Its product is annotated as dnaJ homolog subfamily B member 5-like. The transcript has 4 exons. Gene Ontology annotation, cellular component: cytosol. The coding region runs from base 484 to 1584 and encodes 366 amino acids. Gene Ontology annotation, biological process: negative regulation of transcription by RNA polymerase II. Gene Ontology annotation, molecular function: protein-folding chaperone binding. NCBI's taxonomy places the organism in Eukaryota, Metazoa, Chordata, Actinopteri, Salmoniformes, Salmonidae. The record is from RefSeq and is a predicted model, not a curated record.
CACAGACAGACAGACAGACAGACAGACACACAGACAGACAGACAGACAGAGGGAGAGACUCCUAAUAUGUCUCUGUUUUCUUUUAGAGUAGAAUCCCAGCUCUCUCAGAGUGAAGCAGAGUCAUGAUGUAGACUAAUCCUCAACUUCAGACUGUUUAUCUCCUCCCAGGAAUGGAAGUCAAGUAAACCAACAUCUCACUGACUGGAUCAAUGAUUAAAUUGAUUGGAUAAAUUGACUCGGGUGAAGUUAAUUUGAUAAACGCUUCAAUCAGCACAACAAAUGAUCUAGACAGUCAGGCUGUCUUUUCCCAUCGGCUCGGAGUGGAUUGGAACAAAAGCGCGCUGCUCUUUGAACUGGCAGAGUUCGAACCGCAAAUCAGCUGUCGUGCGGAGGAGCGGCGAGGGACAGUUGGUGAAGUCCAGAGACAGUCACUAGCAUACGAGUGCCAGGGUGUGUGUUGGGGGUCACAGAAAGGUCGUUGCCAUGGGGAAGGACUACUAUAAGACGCUGGGUAUCCCUAAGGGUUCUAACGAGGAGGAGAUCAAGAAGGCAUAUCGCCGCAUGGCACUGAGGUUCCACCCAGACAAGAACACAGACGCCAACGCAGAGGACAAGUUCAAAGAGAUCGCUGAGGCCUACGAAGUUCUGAGUGACCCCAAGAAGAGGGUCAUCUAUGACCAGCUAGGGGAGGAGGGUCUGAAGGCAGGGGGCAGUAGUGGUCAGUCUGGGGUUCCUGGUGGGUCGUACCACUACACCUUCCACGGGGACCCCCAUGCCACCUUCGCCUCCUUUUUCGGCGGUUCCAACCCCUUCGAUAUGUUCUUCGGACCGCACCGCAACCACCACAACCGCUCCAACGGCGUCCACUCCAAGGUCCCCAACGACCAUGACAUGGAAACAGACUUGGAUAAGGAAGACCCCUUCGCCUCUUUCACACACUUCGGCUUCCCCGGGGGGGUCAACGGCUUCCCUGGCCAUGGCGGGGGCAGGAGGAGGGGGGUGCAGUCGGAGCGUUUGGGGGGGUCCAGGAGGCAGCAGGACCCCCCAGUCGUCCACGAGCUGAAGGUGUCUCUGGAGGAGAUCUUCCAUGGUUGCACCAAGCGGAUGAAGAUCACCAGGAGGAGGCUGAACCCUGAUGGCAGGAGCAGCCGGACGGAGGACAAGAUCCUGAACAUCGUGAUAAAGAGGGGAUGGAAGGAGGGCACCAAGAUCACCUUCCCUAAGGAGGGGGACGAGACCCCAGAGAACAUUCCUGCAGACAUCGCCUUUGUGCUCAGAGACAAAGGACACGCCCACUUUAGGAGGGACGGCGCCAAUAUCAUCUACACAGGCAAUAUCAGUCUGAAGGAGGCGCUGUGUGGCUGUACGGUGAACAUUCCCACCCUGGAUAACCGCGUCAUCCCGCUAUCCUGCCAUGAGGUCAUCAAGCCGGGGAUGGUAAAGCGGCUGAGGGGGGAGGGCCUGCCCCUCCCUAAGAGCCCCACUCAGCGCGGCGACCUCAUCGUAGAGUUCACGGUUCGCUUCCCAGACAGGAUCCCUCCCCAGUCCAGAGAGAUCAUCAGACAACACCUACCCCAGUCUUAGGACAACACACCACCCCCCCAGACUCAUUACGCCCCCUACACUCCUCCCUUCCCCAACCCCCCAGACUCAUUA